This is a messenger RNA of Cornus florida, 1294 nucleotides long. RefSeq lists its product as uncharacterized. Lineage: Eukaryota; Viridiplantae; Streptophyta; Magnoliopsida; Cornales; Cornaceae. Bases 50 to 1087 code for a protein of 345 amino acids. The record is from RefSeq and is a predicted model, not a curated record. The transcript has a single exon.
UCAUUGCAUUCUACAGUCGCACACCUCCCGUGUGCGUGUGUAUUUCUCCAUGUUUUUUUAUUGUUACUCUCUUUUACCCCCAACCUGUUCAAACCCUAAAAUUCCCUUUGCCCAAGAAACCUUUAAAUUGAUUUUGAAAAUCGAAACCCUUUAUCUCGAAGAACAAACCCUAAUUUCUGAAAUUGGCUGUUCGUCGGAACUCAAGAAUUAUUGGUUAGAUGCAACUCCGAUGAAGCGAAACCACCAGUCCGAAUGCGGUGGUUGUGGCUGCGAAGAGCCGGUGUUCCUCUUCCACAUCCGCCACAGAGGCAUCUACCGUCGUCUCUGCACCGCCUGCGUUCUCAAGAACCACUCCGGCUCCUUCUGUCCUAUCUGCUUCGAGGUCUACGACGAACCUCCUCCUCCUCGCCAGCGUCUCAUGUGCCUCAAUUGCCCUUCCAUCACGCACCUCUCCUGCUCCGCCUCCUCCACCUCCACCUCCGCCUCCACCUCUACCUCCGACGGCGUCUCCCGUGCCUACCAAUGCCCUCCCUGUGCAAACCCUAACUACACUUUCUUCAACCUCAGCUCAUCCAAGAUCAAGACUGAAGGCAAUACCAAUGAUGGAGAAUCUGUUAGAACAGAGAGUGGCAGAGCUAUCGAUAAGGAUUCGGCGAAGCAAUUACUGGCUGCUGCAACAAUUUCAUUGAAGUCAAUGAAUAAUGCAGCGUCCGUUGCCAGAGUUGAAGCCGAGAAGAGGAGUAGGGAAGCUGCGGUGGCGAGGAAGAGAGCGAGAGAAUCCCUGGAGCCAGUGGCGUAUCUGGCGACGAAGGAGGAGAGAGGGAAAAUGGAUUCGAGAUCAACUGCAGAGCAGCCGAAGGUGAAAUUGGAAUUUGAUAGUUCUGUUUCGCCGCCAAAACGGGUUGAAGAUCAAAUUGGGGCUGAUAGGUUUCAGAAAGAUGGCAUUGUUUCAGAGCCUCCUAAAAGUGGUGUACAUGUGGGUGGACAGAUUCAUAGAGUAGAAGAAGGAGCUAAGGAAAGCAAUGGGGUACAUUCAGCUCAUCCUGAUGUAGAACACUCAACAUCGGAUUCGAAGCAAUCAUUGUAGCAAUUAAGGAGUUUCACUGCUGCAAGUGCAACUACGGGAUAUGAGAAGGAAGCUUCUGUGAAUUUGUGAGUAGUUACUCCUCAUUGUAUUCUCUGUUCAAUCGUGUAGAAAUGUUUUGUAAUAGAUUAGUGUGUAGUCAAGCUUUCAACUUUAGUGAUGUUCAUCCGAGUGUACUUUAUGUAGUCAAUUCUAUUUUCUUUAUACUCU